This is a messenger RNA of Camellia sinensis, 1003 nucleotides long. RefSeq names its product kinase C substrate, heavy chain-like protein. NCBI's taxonomy places the organism in Eukaryota, Viridiplantae, Streptophyta, Magnoliopsida, Ericales, Theaceae. The record is from RefSeq and is a predicted model, not a curated record. Gene Ontology annotation, cellular component: glucosidase II complex. Gene Ontology annotation, biological process: N-glycan processing.
AAUUAAUUAAUUAAUAAAAUAAAAAGGGGGACUGAAGUCUCAGCCGAGGCGUGAUGGAGGGAAGUCUUGGUGUGGGUCUCCUCGGCGGCUACUGCUGUUGCAUCUUCCUCUUUCUUUUCGUCUUCUUCACUACUUGCUCUGCUUCUCUUCUUCCCAUCGGAAUCCACCCUCUAGAUGACAAGUAUUAUGCUUCGGAGGUGAUCAAAUGCAAAGACGGGUCAAAAUCUCUCACCAGAGACCGUAUCAAUGACGACUUCUGCGACUGCCUUGACGGCACUGAUGAACCUGGAACGUCAGCCUGUCCAACGGGUAAAUUUUAUUGCAAGAAUGUAGGAAGUACACCUCAGUUUUUGUUUUCUUCUCGAGUGAAUGAUCAAUUCUGUGAUUGCUGUGAUGGAAGUGAUGAGUAUGAUGGUAGCAUUAUUUGUUUCAACACGUGUGUCAUGGGUGGGAAUGUUGGAUACGAAACUAUAAAUUAUAAAUCAACGACUGCUGUUGAUGAUGUGAAAGUAACUGAAAAAGGAAUUAUUUCAGAGGAUUCAACUCAGAAAUUUAAAGGUUUGAAGAUAUUCAUAAUCCUACAGGCAAUUCUCAUCAGUUUUGUAGUGGCUUUCGGUUUGUUUCGUAGGCGUGGGAAAUUGAGAAGACGACAUAUUCACCGACCAAGUUUAACUUGAGAUUGCUAUUCUAAUUUUGAUCAUUUCUUAUUAGGCUCUUCUUAUUUGUCUUUCAGUUCUGCCUAUAAAAUUGUAAUUUCUACUUUGAUUUCAUAUUUGUACUAUCUUUCUAGUUUUUUUUUUUUAUUUUUUAUUAUCACUAUAUUGUCUGAAUUUAUGCUAGAUUCCUUUAGAAAUGUCUAAUGGACUUGUAUCAGAGUCCAAAUCCUUACUGAAUUGCUAGCCUUAGGCUUCGUUUGGGAAGUGGGUUGGUUUUUAGUUUUUUUGACUAUUUUAGCUUGGGGCUAAAAAGCCUGGUUUAGGAAGGAUUUUUAGUUUUUUUGACU